AUGGAGAACGCUAAAGGGGGGAUUCAGUCGAUAGAAAAUGCUGUUCGACAGUCGAGGAGGCGAGUGACUCGUUCAAUGACACCAGCAGAGGUAGUAGAAGAGCCUCUCCCGACACAACCGAAACCAGAAGUCCUGAGUCAUAAAGAUAAAGAAAGGUGUCAACGGCUUAUAAAUGACUUAGAGAAGACAGAAGGGUGUGAAGUCUUUAUGGAACCCGUUGAUCCGAUUCAAUGGAAUAUCCCGCAGUAUUCCGAAAUCAUUAAGACACCUAUGGAUAUUGGAACAGUCAAAGUGAAGCUUCACAAAAAUUUCUAUCCCAGUCGCGAAGACUUUGUCGCGGACGUACGUUUGACCUUUCAAAACGCUAUGACCUUUAACCCGCCCGACAACCCAAUUCACAAAAACGCUAAAUUCCUCUUAGCGAUGUUUGAGAAUCACAGUCGGCAUGAAUUCAGAGACAAAGUUAAGAAGACUAAACUCAUGAAAGAAGACGAUGAAGAUGACGAUGAGGAAGACGAAAUCAAAAUCGAAGAUGAAGACGGAGAUGGUGAAGACGAAAUUGUAAGUAAAAAACCCCGUAAAGCUAGAAAGGAUGGAAAAAGUCCUAAAGAGAUCAAAGAAGUCAAAAUCGAGCUCAUCGAAAAGGACUUCAAAGAAAAGGCAGAGAAGAAACGGGAGACCCGCGCUCUCUCCCGCAUCGAUAAAAAAUAUUUGGCGGAAAAACUGCAAGAUGUCCCUCAUGACGUCCUCAAUGACGUCGUCGAUAUCUUAAAACUCGAGAAGGAAAAUAUCUCAAAUAAUACUAUCACUAUUAACUUCGAUAACUACAAAUAUAAGGAUUUGAAGGCCGUUGUGGCUCUUUUUAGACAACUCGACACCCAAAAACAAGAGCUGUCUGACUCUAUUAAGUCGUCCGAGGAAUAA
Messenger RNA from Entamoeba invadens IP1, 924 nucleotides. RefSeq names its product bromodomain containing protein, putative. Gene Ontology annotation, molecular function: protein binding. The transcript has a single exon. The record is from RefSeq and is a predicted model, not a curated record. Lineage: Eukaryota; Evosea; Mastigamoebida; Endamoebidae. Bases 1 to 924 code for a protein of 307 amino acids.